AUGAACUCCACCCAAUAUUAUUUUUCAUUUUAUAGUAGCUUUGACAUGGCUUUUUCUGGUAUCCUGACAGAAGCUGAAAUUGCUGCUGGCCUACAGAGCUGUCAAGCUGCUGAUUCAUUCGAUUACAAAACCUUUUUUGUCAAAGUGGGUCUCAACUCCAAGUCCAAAGACCAGCUCAUCAAAGUCUUCAGAAUUCUUGACCAGGACAGGAGUAGUUUUAUUGAGGAAGAUGAACUGAAACUUUUCCUGCAGAAUUUCUCAGCCAGUGCCAGAGCUUUGACUGAUGCUGAGACCAAGGCACUGCUGGCAGCAGGUGAUAGCGAUGGAUAUGGUAAAAUUGGAGUGGAUGAGUUUCAAGCUCUGGUCAAAUCUUAA
Molecule: messenger RNA, 375 nt
Organism: Fulmarus glacialis (Northern fulmar)
Lineage: Eukaryota; Metazoa; Chordata; Aves; Procellariiformes; Procellariidae
Product: parvalbumin beta-like
Exons: 4
Coding region: 1-375 (124 amino acids)
Cellular component (GO): nucleus; cytoplasm
Molecular function (GO): calcium ion binding
Source: RefSeq, a predicted model, not a curated record